Molecule: messenger RNA, 1249 nt
Organism: Chaetomium fimeti
Lineage: Eukaryota; Fungi; Ascomycota; Sordariomycetes; Sordariales; Chaetomiaceae
Exons: 1
Coding region: 125-1105 (326 amino acids)
Source: RefSeq, a predicted model, not a curated record
ACCCUCCUCCAUCGCAGGCAAGGCCCCAAUCAUCCAACCUCCAUUGUUCAACCCCUUCCAGUUCACUCCCGAAGGGUGCUACAACCAGGAAGCGAAGAAGGAUCCCGAUCAACAUGGACCAGAGAUGUUCCAGGGCUUGUUCCGCGCGGCACAUAAGAACUUACUUGAGCAUAAGUUCGACGUCUUCCGCAGCAUCUGUGCUGCAGACUUUGUCACGGAUUCGGCAACCAUGGUGCAGCUGUUCACAGUGGCCAGCGAGGUAUACCGCCAAACACCGCGUGUCACCACCGAGCUCCAUCUCGACCUUUUUGUCCACGUCAUCAACGGCAAGGUAUUCAUGAAGGCCUCACAUCCACCAUACGGCCACUUUCGGAGAGACGCCACCGGCCAGCUUGUCCCGCCUCGAUUUGGCUUCUGCGAGAGGAUAAGGUCGAUGAACGCGCAGUGUUUCAAGCGAGCGACAACAUACAAGAUACAGACUUCGGGGGGGAGUGUCAUAACUCCGUUUAAUAUCCUCAUCCAGGACGACCAUCUAUCGGAAGUACUCCGGCCAGGGGUGCAGCCUGGUUGCGUGUCUCAUCGUAGCUGCCAAUACCACGGAGCCACUAACCAGCACGCUAUCUCAAUCGUCCCCCAGGGCUAUCGUGGGAGUUUGAUUGACUUUUGGAACAAAGAAGGAUGGACAGAGAUCCUGCCCAGAGUAUAUUUCGCCGGUUGUGAAGAAGUCCUCCUCGGCCGGUUUGGGGUUGAUCUGAAGAAGGGUUUCUGGGAUAGUGCCGGUCCUAGUCAUGUGCCCCCUAUGUUCUCGCAGUCCUGGGGACAAUGCCAUCCCGGAGAGCUUUGGAGUUUGGCAAUUCUCUUGGAGUGGAUCCAUAUCAGAGCAGAGGACCGCACUUCCACCUAUGGGAGAGAUACUCAGUUUACCGUGCGACUCAAGCCCACCUCAUCUAAGCAGUAUGGCGGCGCUAUCGUGCCUGUUUAUGAUAUCGUCGCCGAGAAAUCGGAGACGGGGGAGAGAUUGGUCUCGGAAAAGGACGUCGAGACUCUUUGCCGCUGGAUGACCGAACCGGGUUCCCCGUAUCCCCCAGCAGGAUUCCAAAACUAGCCUGAGCGGUUGUCGGGGUUCUCUACAUAACUCGUCGGGGGUGGUGACGAUAAUGGCGGGGAUGGAAUAUUAGUUAUGGAGGGAUAGGAAAAAGUCUGUUAGAGAGACAAGGCGGGAAGCCGAAGCGAAGGGACGGGCAUUUAG